This is a messenger RNA of Chiloscyllium plagiosum (whitespotted bambooshark), 2041 nucleotides long. Lineage: Eukaryota; Metazoa; Chordata; Chondrichthyes; Orectolobiformes; Hemiscylliidae. The record is from RefSeq and is a predicted model, not a curated record.
AUGGGUCCGGAGCUUCCAGUCCUCUUCCCAGGGGCAUUUAGCGUCGGCUGGUUAUUUGAAAAACGGACCAUCCCUCUCUCAGACCGCACCUCCUUCCCUCCCUACCUCCCUCCUGGCAGGUUGAUGGUGCAGAGUGUGUCGGCUCACUGCAAGAGGUCGGGAGAUGGAGCCAAGUCCUUCAUCGUUCUGCUGGCUGCCAUGCUGCGGGGAGUCAGGGCUGAGAACAGAGGCCAGGGACCUGCCUGCCGACGCUGGCUGGCCAAGGGGCUGGCCCGACUGGAGCAGGAGGUGCUAGGGCCGGUGAUGGGGAGGCAGCUGGCCCCGCACUGCGUCCAGGCCCUCAGUUCCUGUGACGGGCGCCUGCAGCUGAGGGCUGGGCCCGUCGCCCGGGUGCUCGAGGCCUACUUUGCAGGUAAGGUAGGCCCGACCCACACCCUCCUCCUCACACAACUGGCCUGGGACUACCUGGGGCAGUUGGGAGGGGGGCAAGAAGAGCGGGGCCUGCGGCUGGAGGCUGACUGCUUCCCGGGCCUGCUGGUCACCGUGCCCGGCCUACCCGUAGGCAGCAGCCGGGUGCUGGCGGGGCUGCCCCUGAGCCGAGGCCUCGCUCUGCCCUGCGGCCAGGCGCAGGGCCCAACCCUGGCGGUGGUGGUGGGGACCAGCCUGCUGCCCCCUCUGAGCCAGGCCGGGUCCACCCUGAGGCCGGAGGGGCUGGAGGGGCUAUCCAAGGCCCGGAGCUGGGCCCAGGCCCGGCUGGAGGAGACGCUCAGCCAGCUGCAGGCCCUAGGAGUGGGGCUGCUGCUGUCAGGGCCAAGGCAGCCGGACUGCGUCCUGGAGCAGGCCUGGAACCACGGCCUGUCGGUGGUGCACUGCCUCCCAGACCAGGAGCUGGCCUUGCUCAGGAGGCUGAGUGGAGCGGAGGCGCACCACUGCCUGACAGGGCUCCGGCCAGUGGACAUGCUACCGGCCAGCUUCAUCAGGCCUAACCCCCUGGUCCCCCAUAGUCAGCUCCUGCUAGGGUUCCCCGGUCUCCAGGGCUGCCAGCUUCACUGCCUGCUAGUGUGUGCUCCCACCCUCGGGCUGGCUCAACAGCUCCGAGACGCUCUCCACGGGGCCUUCACACUGCUCAGGCUCCUACUGCCUGGAACAGCAACUCUGCAGGAAGGCUGCGAGGGACAGGGGACUGGGGAAUGGGAGAGAGAGGGUGAGGGACAGGGGACCGAGGAACUGGGGAGAGAGAGUGGGAGGGAGAGGCGGGGGACUCGGGGGUUUGGAAGUCAGGGACAGGGAACCGGGGACCAGGAGGGACAGAGCGACAGCCAGUGCACUGGGGAGUGUGAGAUAGCGAGUGAGAGACAGGGAAGUGGGCAGUGGGGAAAGGAGAGACAGAUGACUGGGCACCUGAUGAAAGACAGUAAGGGGAAUGAGACAGGUGAGCUGGGAGCUGACAAACAGGGAACAGCAGAGCUGCUCAGAACGGAGGAGGAAACAAAGUGUACACAGGCAACUGGUGAAGGGCAGCGCUGUCCAGCAGGAGGGCCAGGAACUGGGCAGAGUGCCUGUCAACUACCAGCUGGGAGUGUCCUCCGUACAGGGGGUACCUUUGAGUUGCUUGUACACCACUACCUCCAGCGUGUGUCUGGCAGUCUGCUACAGCUCAACACCAGGCUGGCAUGCAGGAUUGUACUGGACGCAUUGCUGAGUAUCCCCAGGCACCUGCAGCCCUGGGUAGACCGGGGAAGGGGCUGUCUCCAGGCUCAAGCCCACCUAGCAGCGAGUCUUCGGGGGCACACAAUACCACCGGAGGCAGAGGGACCCCUGGAAGUGGUGGUCGCAAAACAGCACCUCCUGAUCUCUGUCCUCCGGUGCCUGAGGAACCUACUCACCAUCGACGCCAUCAUCCCCGUCCAUGGCAAACUCAGGCAAAAUCACCGCGGAGACCGUGAGGACUCAGACUGAAACACAAUCUGAGCUGGUACCAGGGGAACUGGUCACUGUCUGUCCCCGGUGGGGGGGAGAGCCGGUCAGUGUCAGCUGUCUG